Messenger RNA from Grosmannia clavigera kw1407, 1767 nucleotides. Its product is annotated as c6 zinc finger domain containing protein. NCBI's taxonomy places the organism in Eukaryota, Fungi, Ascomycota, Sordariomycetes, Ophiostomatales, Ophiostomataceae. The transcript has 7 exons. Gene Ontology annotation, molecular function: DNA-binding transcription factor activity, RNA polymerase II-specific; zinc ion binding. Bases 1 to 1767 code for a protein of 588 amino acids. The record is from RefSeq and is a predicted model, not a curated record. Gene Ontology annotation, biological process: regulation of transcription by RNA polymerase II.
AUGGCUGGCCCCGGCGGUGGACCCCCUCGUCGCAGUCACACCAAGUCCCGCAAGGGAUGUGAGACUUGCAAACGGCGUCACAUCAGAUGCGAUGAGACCUUUCCUCAAUGCCGCAACUGUACCAAGCAUAAGAUUCGCUGCCCUUACAAUGAUAUCGCCAUUCCUGACGACCGCUCCGUUUCGCCUGAUCGUCCGGAUCUUAUGUGGACCCCUGAAAUUGAGGCUCAAAUCAGCCAUUGGCAGCAAACCGGCGUCUUCCCCUUUCCGGAACUGAAUGUUUACCCGGAACCGAAUCCUCGAUGCUUUUCUGUGGACAAUCUGCGCCUGAUUUAUCAUGUUGCUUCGAUCUGCCAUCAGCUGCGGAGCAUUGAUGCUGACGGCUUCACCAUCUGGACGCGCCAGAUUCCGACGAUCAUCAAGAUCGGUGCGACUAACAACUAUGUCAUGCACGCGCUUCUUGCAUUCUCGGCCAGUCAUAUGACCUAUCUGAACGAAUGCCCCGUUGUUGGCAUCAUGGCAGAUGAGCACCGGGGAAUUGCCCUCAAGGGGUUGCAGGAGGCCAUCAGCACGUUUUCCAGGGAGACAUCGGAUGCUAUUCUCGCCGCCUCGCUUGUUCUAUCUUGGCAGGCUACAGACUGGCGUAGCUGGACCCAGCUGAUGCAGGGCACCCGCUCGGUUAUCGAAGCCAUGGGCCCUUGGAAACAUGAAUCCCAGUUCGGCGACUUCAUUGCCGAAAGCAGCACUUUCCCUACGGCUCCGCCGUCUCCUGUUCCGGACCACAAGCCGAACCAGCCUCGCAAGGAGGAUCUGGAGUUCUUCGUGCGCACCACGCAACAGCUGCAGAACGUGGAGGCCUACCUCAAGCACAACAAGGAGGACACCAGGGCCAUCUCGCAGCUCAUUACAUUCAUUAAGGGCGCUCGGAAGGAAAGCAACACUCCUGUUGCUCAGCAGUUUGCCCGACUUCGCCCUCUGCGUGACUGGCUUUUCUGGACCCCUGUUCGCUACUUCCAGAGUGCAGGCAGCUCGCCCGGUGCCCUCAUCACCAUCGCACAUCUUUACACGGUGGCUCUGGUCAUGGAACGCCUGUUCCCCGAGAUCGGUGCGGCGUACUUUGGCAGUCUCUCUAUUGGGCCUGUCGAGGAGAUCGCCCGCCGCCUGCUAUCGAUCAACGUCAAUGGCGCCGUGGAAGGCGAUGUGCAGACGCCUUUGUCGCUUAUGGAAUUCCCCAUCGAUGUUGUGCACGAAUUCCGCUCCCGCAUGGGCUGGGUUCACCCGGCUCGCACGCCUUCGUUCCCGCAGUUCAACCCGCCCAACUUUAGCCACCAUGUCUCAUCCGUCUCGGGCUCGCUCUCUAUGCCGCCCACUACGGGACCGUCAGAUUAUCAUCACAUGGCUUAUGGCGCGGGAGGGAUCAUGACACACCCGAACUUCAGCUACAGCACGGAAGACCUGUCGCUGCUGAGUGCUGAACCAAGCCAGAGCUCGGCCAUCAGCCCGCUCCAGCUGUCAUCCCCAUAUGUGGCCCAGCAGUACCUCAACAUCCCCAGUCCUUCUUAUGGAGGCUACAGCCCGGCCUCAAGCACGCUUGGGGACUUCGGCGAUGGCUCUUCGGUGGCCUACAGCGAUAACGAUGACUUCGGCCCCUACGACGUGACCUACGCUUCCGGCGGUAGUGUCAACAGCAUGGGACAUGCCCAGAUGCUGGGUGGAUCAAACAACUUUGGCGUCGGGUUCGUCUCUCCACUCCAGACCGUCUGGAUCUAG